AUGGCAAUCUUCAUCUUGCGGGACUCCUCACCACGCAACAACAGAAAAGAAUAUCAACGGUCUCACUCAAAGUGGAGGGAAAGGGAGCAACUUUCCCCUUUUCAACCGGCUCAUAUGGAUCUAUACUUCUCUGUCGUGGAGAAACGGCUUGCCACUUCUAUCGCAUUCGUCUGGGUCUUCUAUCGUUUCGGCAGGGCGGUGGUCAAACUUCUCCGCAAAUAUCUCAAUCGGUCAGCCGCGCGACGACGUCAGGUCCACCGCAGCUCUCGAGUAGCCCAAGAUUCACAGACUACGGAAACAAGUAAUGCGACCGCAGGCCAAACCUGA
This is a messenger RNA of Histoplasma capsulatum G186AR, 327 nucleotides long. RefSeq lists its product as uncharacterized. NCBI's taxonomy places the organism in Eukaryota, Fungi, Ascomycota, Eurotiomycetes, Onygenales, Ajellomycetaceae. The record is from RefSeq and is a predicted model, not a curated record. The transcript has a single exon. The coding region runs from base 1 to 327 and encodes 108 amino acids.